This is a messenger RNA of Aspergillus glaucus CBS 516.65, 807 nucleotides long. RefSeq lists its product as uncharacterized. The transcript has 2 exons. The record is from RefSeq and is a predicted model, not a curated record. Lineage: Eukaryota; Fungi; Ascomycota; Eurotiomycetes; Eurotiales; Aspergillaceae. Bases 1 to 807 code for a protein of 268 amino acids.
AUGGCUGCUCUGGCCGCCGUUGGCUUCGCUGCCAUCCCCCCUGCUGGUUCUGACACGAAAGUCAGAAACACAUAUGGGGACCCUCCCGACCAGUUGAGUUACUUCGUGUACUGCACCUACAACGUCCAACAAUCAGAGACAUAUGCGCACCUUAUUCCAGACACUGUCCCCGACGAGCCAUUUCUAGAAAGAAGUCCGGCUGCACCAUCUAUAUUUGACAGAUUCGUGGUGAAUCGAUUCCGGAGCUACAUCGAAGCAUAUUUUAAAUUCUACCCCCCAAAACCAGGGAGCGAGAAGUUCCACAAUGGAAUGAAUCUAGAAUACAUCCGCAUGGCGGGCGGCGCGAGUAUUCUCGAGGCGCGAGAGCAUAUCAAGACGCGUCUCAUCCCGAAGGACGACGAAGAAGCACCGUAUAUGAAGCGGUAUCGGAUGUUCAUCGUGAUUGAUUACGAGUCGUUGCAGUCGAUCCUGGAAGGACCGGCGCCACUGACAGAACCGAAGGGACCAGUGGAGCUCUAUUACAAUGGGGCGAUGAAUCUUUAUAAGGAAAAGAUGGACAGGGAGAAAGAGAUGUUUGUGAAAUUGGUCGAUGCUGAAUACGACGAGGCAUGUGGGGGGAUUAUCACUACCAGCAAGGGAAGGGGUCAGCUGCCCAAGGACAGUCCGCAUGUGACUGUUUUUUAUGGCUGGUUUAAAGUCUGUCCACAGUGUUUGUUCAUGAUGAUCGGUAAUUUGGAGAUUUAUGAUGGUAUACGUGGUCUAUUUAAUACGAUUACAGAUAGUGGCUGUCUGUACAAUCAGACAUAA